UGAGCAAAGAAUAAGAAAAAGCAAAUAGCAGAAGAAGAGACCUGAACGGUUGAUAAACACAUGAAACAGUAUUCAGCCUCACUAGUAAUCAUGCUUUCCCAGUCACUUUGCAUCGAUAUAUAUUUUGGUUUGUGCCCCAUCUCAACCAGACCAAAGAGGAGGGUUCAGCACUUUAAGAUGAGAAAAGUUGAUCUCUGUUUGAGCUCUGAAGGGGCUGAAGUGAUUUUAGCUACAUCAAGUGAUGAAACACACCCACCUGAAAAUAUGAUUGAUGGGAAUCCAGAAACAUUUUGGACCACCACAGGAAUGUUUCCCCAAGAAUUCAUUAUUUGUUUUCACAAACAUGUAAGGAUUGAAAGGCUUGUAAUCCAAAGUUACUUUGUGCGGACUUUGAGGAUUGAAAAGAGCACAUCUAAAGAGCCCGUUGAUUUUGAGCAAUGGAUUGAAAGAGAUCUAGUACACACAGAAGGGCAGCUUCAAAAUGAAGAAAUUAUGGCACGUGAUGGACAUGCCACUUACUUGAGAUUCAUUAUUAUGUCAGCCUUCGACCAUUUUGCAUCUGUACAUAGCAUUUCUGCAGAGGGCACAGCACUCUCAAAUCUUUCUUAGUAAUUAUAACAAGAUGUCUGGCAUGAUGUUUUAACAAUAUAUUUAUUUAAAUGUGAGGUUCUUUUAUAUACUUUAUUAAAGGGAUUUGUAUCAGUCUA
Messenger RNA from Equus quagga, 707 nucleotides. RefSeq names its product intraflagellar transport 25 (gene IFT25). The coding region runs from base 61 to 609 and encodes 182 amino acids. Gene Ontology annotation, biological process: intraciliary transport. The record is from RefSeq and is a predicted model, not a curated record. Lineage: Eukaryota; Metazoa; Chordata; Mammalia; Perissodactyla; Equidae. Gene Ontology annotation, cellular component: cilium; intraciliary transport particle B; centrosome. The transcript has 7 exons.